This is a messenger RNA of Kogia breviceps (pygmy sperm whale), 1890 nucleotides long. NCBI's taxonomy places the organism in Eukaryota, Metazoa, Chordata, Mammalia, Artiodactyla, Physeteridae. The record is from RefSeq and is a predicted model, not a curated record.
AUGCUGGUCCCCGCACUCCUUGUCCUCUUCUUCUGCCUCAGAGGGCGUGCAGGCCUGUCACCCCACUUCCUGCAACAGCCAGAUGACCUCGUAGUACUGCUGGGGAACGAGGCCCGUCUGCCCUGUGCCCUGGGUGAAUACUGGGGGCUGGUUCAGUGGACUAAGGAUGGGCUGGCUCUAGGGGGUGAAAGAGACCUGCCAGGGUGGUCCCGGUACUGGAUAUCAGGGAAUGCAGCCAGUGGCCAGCACGACCUCCACAUCAGGCCCGUAGAGCUAGAGGAUCAAGCAUCCUACGAAUGUCAAGCUACACAAGCAGGCCUCCGCUCUCGACGAGCCCAACUGCACGUGCUGGUGCCUCCGGAACCCCCCCAGGUGCUGGGUGGCCCCUCUGUGUCUCUGGUUGCUGGAGUUCCUGCGAAUGUGACCUGUCGGAGCCGUGGGGAUGCCCGCCCCACCCCUGAGCUGCUGUGGUUCCGAGAUGGGGUCCAGCUAGACGGGGCCACCUUCCGCCAGACCCUGUUGAAGGAAGGAACCACUGGGUCAGUAGAGAGCAUCUUAUCUUUGACCCCUUCCAGCCACGAUGAUGGAGCCAUCUUGGUUUGCCGGGCUCGGAGCCAGGCCCUGCCUGCGGGGAAGGACACAGCUAUCACACUGAGCCUGCAGUACCCCCCAGUGGUGACUCUGUCUGCAGAACCACAGACAGUGCAGGAGGGAGAGAAGGUCACUUUCCUAUGCCAGGCCACAGCCCAGCCUCCUGUCACCGGCUAUAGGUGGGCAAAGGGGGGCUCCCCUGUGCUUGGGGCCCGCGGGCCAAUGUUGGAGGUAGUGGCGGACGCUUCAUUCCUGACUGCGCCAGUGUCCUGCGAGGUCAGCAACGCAGUGGGUAGCGCCAACCGCAGCACAGCGCUGGAUGUGCGAUUCGGGCCGAUUCUGCAGGCAAAGCCGAAACCCUUAUCCGUGGACGUAGGGAAAGACGCCUCCUUCAGCUGUGUCUGGCGCGGGAAUCCGCUUCCACGGGUCACCUGGACCCGCCGCGGGGACGCGCAGGUGCUGGCCUCCGGGCCCACACUGCGUCUUCUCGCGGUGGGGCCGGAGGAUGCAGGCGACUACGUGUGCAGAGCCGGGCCGGGGCUCUCGGGCCUGGGGGGCGGCGCUGCGGAAGCUAGGUUGACUGUGAACGCUCCCCCAGUGGUGACCGCCCUGCACUCUGCGCCCGCCUUCCUGAGGGGCCCCGCCCGCCUCCAGUGUCUAGUCUUCGCCUCCCCCUCCCCAGAAGCCGUGGUCUGGUCUUGGGAUGAGGGCUUCCUGACGGCGGGGUCGCGAGGUCGGUUCCUGGUGGAGACAUUCCCAGCCCCAGAGGGCCGCGGGGGACAGGGUCCAGGCCUGAUCUCUGUGCUGCACAUUUCGGGGACCCAGGAGUCCGACUUUAGCCGGGGCUUCAACUGCACUGCCCGGAACCGGCUGGGCGAAGGAGGCACCCAGGUCAGCCUGGGACGUAGAGACUUGCUGCCCACCGUGCGGAUUGUGGCUGGAGUGGCCGCUGUGGCCACGACUCUCCUUAUGGUCAUCACUGGGGUGGCCCUCUGCUGCUGGCGCCACGGCAAGGCCUCAGCCUCAUUCUCCAAGCAAAGGAAUCUGGUGCGAAUCCCAGGGAGCAGCAAUGGCUCCAGUUCGAGGGGUCCCGAGGAGGAGACAGGCAGCAGCAAGGACCAGGGCCCCAUCGUGCACACAGACCACAGUGACCUGGCUCUGGAUGAGGAAGGAGCUCUAGAGACCAAGGACCCAACCAAUGGUUACUACAAGGUCCGAGGAGUCAGUCCACCCACGUCUCCAGACUCAUGUGUGACAUCUCUCCAACUGAAGAGUCCUGGGAUCUUCAACUUGCCAUAA